Aspergillus uvarum CBS 121591 is the source of this 492-nucleotide messenger RNA. RefSeq names its product DUF2945 domain-containing protein. NCBI's taxonomy places the organism in Eukaryota, Fungi, Ascomycota, Eurotiomycetes, Eurotiales, Aspergillaceae. The coding region runs from base 18 to 245 and encodes 75 amino acids. The transcript is spliced from 3 exons. The record is from RefSeq and is a predicted model, not a curated record.
AACUCAAAAAAUCCAACAUGCCUCAGUACAGCAACGGACAGGCUAUCCGCUACAAGCCCGUUGGCGGCCCCAACUCCAACACGUCGGAGAGCGUCGGAACGAUCAAGGGUGUGUUGACCGAGCCCGGUAUGCAGGCAGACCGGAAUGUCGAUGCCAGCGAGGAGAACCCCCGCUAUGAGGUUGAGAACCAGAACACGGGCAAGUUGACCAGCAUCUACGAGAAGAACAUUCUGGGGAGUGCGUGAGAUAAUGAUCAUCGAUGGGAUAUGUUGCCUUACGUCAGAGAUGUAAUAUGUUAUGAAACAAUAGGAUAAUUGAGGACAGCGACUUGGUAAGCUUUUUCUUUGGUUUCAACUGCGACAGUCAGUGGAAUUAAACAAUCUGCUGGCCGAUUGAAAAUGAAACUUUGCAUUGCAAUUAGGCAAUUGGAGUCGCCUGCACAGUGUUGGGUAAAACUUAGAGUCAACCGGGAGCCCUUACGUAGGAGCGGGU